GGGCCCUGUCCAUUAGUGCUUAGUAGGCUGUCUCGUUGUCGAGGCCAGCGCGUCUGGAACAACUCCCACUUGGGUAGUGCUAAAACACCACCAAAACUCCUAUCAUCACCAUGUCCGCAUCGCAGCAGGGCCUACCACCCCUCGCGUCAGAGGGCGUGUUCACCUCGGCCGCCUCUAUUGAUAUCGACGCGCCGCGCGAUAUCGUCUGGGACGUCCUCAUGGACUGGGAUGCCUACCACGAAUGGAACCCUUUUGUUCGUGGCCAGCGCAUAACGGACAAAUCCAAGAACCCCCUCGCCCGCGCGCCGCAGCAGGGGGACUACCUGUACAUCCAUCCUGUGCACAUUCCGCCCACGUUCGAGAAAAAGCGCUUCCCGAGCUCAACGUUCAUCAACAUUACCGCGUACGAUCCGUCCAUGUACCGCGUCGCGUGGGGCGGAGACCAGGUGGCGUCCUGGCUGCUCCAUACGGAGCGGUGGCAGGCCCUCUCGGAGCUCGAUGGCGGCCAGAGAACACGCUAUGAGAGCAUCGAGGCUUUCAGCGGCGUCUUGGCGUAUAUCAUCAAGGUUAUCCUAAAAGGUGGUCUGGAUCAGGGUGCUCAGGCCAUGGCAGAUGGGCUCAAGAAUCGGUCCGAGGAGAAGUGGCGUAUUCAACAGGCCGCGAGUAGUUCAUAGCUAUACGCAUAUGGGAUCAGAAGAAAGCACCAUCAUGUACUUCGAUAGACGUGAAUCUGAAGGCACACUCUGCCACACCGUUGCCAAGGCU
Molecule: messenger RNA, 765 nt
Organism: Coniophora puteana RWD-64-598 SS2
Lineage: Eukaryota; Fungi; Basidiomycota; Agaricomycetes; Boletales; Coniophoraceae
Exons: 4
Coding region: 111-674 (187 amino acids)
Source: RefSeq, a predicted model, not a curated record